UACCCGAAGGAUUCAGAAAAUAAUCGAGGUUGAUUUAGUAAAAUCGUAACACUUAUUUGAUACUCCAGUAAUUCCUUUUCUGUACAGAUAUGGAAAUUUGUUAACUCGAAGUUGUUUCAAUAAGCAACGAGUAAAGCACACGCAAUAUCGAACUAGUUAUAAAGUGGGCGAGUGGUCAGGUUCUCAAUAUCGCACACUCUCUGGUUGAAGUGAAACGAAAUACUAAAACCAUCUAUAUUGUGUUUUAAAAACAAUUUGAUUAAAAAAUUCGAUAUUUAUAAAUAUUUCAACAUCAUUCAAAGGAAAUGUACUUUAUUGGCAUACGUUAGAUAAUAUUGAUUUUUUUGUGGCCAAUGUUUACGGAUUUGUUAUUGUUAUCAACGCAAAUUUGGAUGAUCAGCUGUUCUUGCUAAAUGUACAUCGAUAUUUAUGUGUAUACGUGUAUGUGUAAGGCGUCGUUUUUUAAAUGAAUAAGGAAGGGCUUAAUCAAUUUGAUAACAUAAUUGUAUAAAAUCGAAAAGAUAGUAAGUGAAAAUUUAUAUCUACGAAAUAUUCUCCAGACUCGUUGCUGUGAAUUAUGUCCGGAGACCGCAGAUGCGUUGUGCCCAAAUGUGGACAUACCAGAUUUACUAAUCGUGAAUUAAAAUUUUACGCCUUUCCAAAGGAUCCGGAUCUCAAACUCAAAUGGAUGGAAAAUUUAAAGAUGAAAAAAUGUUUAAACAAACUCAACUUUGUUUGUAGCAUACACUUCGAGGACAAAAUGAAGUGCGAAUCGCGUCUUAAAAAGAAAGCAGUCCCUACAUUACAUUUGGGAUAUAACGGCCCCGUGGCGCACGAAUUUAUAGAACAUUUUAUACCAAAACGUAAAUGUUGCGUACAAAGUUGCAGAAGGAGAAAUUUAUACAAAAAUCGUAUCCUUUUUAAGUUUACAGAUAACGAAAAGGAGAUAUACGCUUGGGCGAAAGCCUGUAAAUUACCUCUUCCUUUACCGAGUAAAAAACUAUAUAUAUGCGAGCGUCACUUUGAAGAGGCAUUUUUUUCAAAGGUACGACUUUUUCCUGGAGCCUUUCCUAAAUUAUAUCUGAGCGACGAAGAUGAAGAGGAUGUAGAAAAAAGUGAUAACAAGAGUAAUGCUUCAGAUACAGAACAAAGUGAAGAAGAUAGCUACGCUCCAGAUCUACAGAUAAAUCCACCUGAAGAACAGAUUCGAAAACUCAAUGCUGAAAUAGAAUGCUUGAGAAAAGAUAUUCUAUUAUUGGAAAAUAAUGCUAUUUAUCCACAAGCAGAAUCAAGUGCAGAGGCCUUAAUUUUCGCAAGAAUGAUAGUGGGCGAUGAAAAACUUGAUUAUACAGAUAAAGAAAAAGAUCUUGCAAAAAAACUAAGAUGUAAUAUAUCCGCAAUCGCUUAUAGGUUUAUGAAUCGAGACAUAGGAUGCAGAUUACCACAGUUCAAAACCAAAGAACUAAUGAAAUUUAAAUUUAAUUAAAACGAUCGGAAUCAAGUUAAUGCCAGAAAGAGACAAUAUGAAAUUGGUAAACAUUGAUUUCAUCUCGCAAAAGUUUAAGUUGCAGUUCACAACAUUAUCAAUAUUAUGAAGUUGUUAUUUGGUAUUUAUGAUCUAAGAUAAAUAAAUAUGUAUUUAAUGCAUUUUUAUAAUAAAAAUAAAGCUUGACUAU
Molecule: messenger RNA, 1676 nt
Organism: Ceratitis capitata (Mediterranean fruit fly)
Lineage: Eukaryota; Metazoa; Arthropoda; Insecta; Diptera; Tephritidae
Exons: 2
Coding region: 578-1486 (302 amino acids)
Molecular function (GO): sequence-specific DNA binding
Source: RefSeq, a predicted model, not a curated record